UGUAAUGUCAAUGAGAUGAAAAUGGAAAAAAAACUCGAAGAUUUAUUAAAUGACUUACAUCUAAACGAAUAUAUUGAAUCGUUUAUAAGUGGAAGACAAUUCAGUUUACGGCAAUAAUGAUUCUGAGAUUUUAAUGGAAAUUGAUAAGGACUUGUUAAUAUUGACAACACAACCGGAGGAACAACCUUUAGCAAAAUCGAGAGAAGAACCCAGCUGUUCUAAAAGUAAUUGUGAGAUCAAAGAGUCUUUAAAAAGAUCGAAAAGUUCGACAAAACUGAAAGCAAAACGUAUUCGUCAGUGGGCUGAAAGUGAGGAGGUCAAAAAGAUAAAUGUUUUGGAGUUAUUGAAUUCAACGGCCAAGGGCAGAAGUGUAAUCAAAUACUAUAAAGAAAGUAAAUUAAUUAACUCACAGUGCCGUUCAGAAAUCGUACGAAUCGUCGGAGAUAAAUUAUUAAAUCUAAAGCAAAAUCCUAGUCGAGAUGACUUCGAAGAGGUGGAUAAAAAAAUAAGACAGGUUUUUCCAUCUGAAUCUGAAUUUGUCUACUUCAUUCGAGCAAAGACUAACGGAAUUUAUCAAAGGAAUCACGAGGGAAAGUUGCCUAACUAUAUACGAAAUCAAAAAUAUUAUUGCCGGAAGUUGGAAACAUCAGCGGAAAUUAUCCAAAACGAUUUCAAUGAGACAAGCUCAGACGAAGAAGUUUCUGAAAAUUCUGAUAAAAUUUCAAUCGAUGAACGCAAUGCUGAUGGAUGGCUAAAAGAACAUUUGGAACCUUGGGAAGACGUGCUUAAAUACUGGAAAUUAACACAUCAUCUUCGGACGAAAAAAUUAACGUCUGAAAUUAAUUCCGACCAAAUAUAUAAAUAUUUCGAAGAAUAUAAAAUUCUAAGACUUGUUUCGGGAUACAUUUUACUUCAAAUUGAUUUUGCUUUGCAAUAUCCAAAUUCAGAAAAUUCAUUGAACAAUGAUUGGGAAAUAAAGAGAGAGGCUUUGAUCAAACUUAUUUCUUUGGAAUGUAAAACAGACGAAGUACGAGAGAUUCUGUCUCGUUUAAGCAAACUUACAAAUGAGGAAAAGGAUAAUUUAGUUUUCCAAUGCAUUCCUGAUUUAUUUGGCAAUGAACCACGAAAGAGAGGGAAGGGAAAAUCAGUCACUCCUCGUGCUACAGUAGCUGAAUCCAAAGAAGCAUUUAUACUUCACGUCACUACAGCGAAUGAUAUCAACCCGGCAAUUUCAAGGCGAUUAAAUCAAAUGAAAAUUGGCAGUACGCUUCAACCUUUUGUUCUGGUUGUAGGAGCAACACGGGCGAAACUUUCCAGAUAUUACUGUGUCAUAGAUACGGUGAAAUAUGAUUUCACAUCUUUGAAGGAAGCUUUUGAUACUUGCUUUAAAGCAAUUUUUGCACUGAACUCGAAAUAUUCAUCUGAGGCCUACAGUUCGUGGCUUUUUGUUCAACAAGCCUUUUAUGAAAUAACUACUAUUUACGACAGAAAAAGUUCAAAUGUUUCUACGAUGACAGGGAACUUUCAAACGUUACUAAAACUUGAAAAAACGAAGACUCUUGAAUCGUGAGGGAAAA
This is a messenger RNA of Leptopilina boulardi, 1577 nucleotides long. RefSeq lists its product as uncharacterized. The transcript is spliced from 9 exons. Lineage: Eukaryota; Metazoa; Arthropoda; Insecta; Hymenoptera; Figitidae. The record is from RefSeq and is a predicted model, not a curated record. The coding region runs from base 134 to 1570 and encodes 478 amino acids.